Quercus robur (English oak) is the source of this 1136-nucleotide messenger RNA. Its product is annotated as glutamate receptor 2.7-like. NCBI's taxonomy places the organism in Eukaryota, Viridiplantae, Streptophyta, Magnoliopsida, Fagales, Fagaceae. Gene Ontology annotation, molecular function: ligand-gated monoatomic ion channel activity; signaling receptor activity. Bases 69 to 761 code for a protein of 230 amino acids. The transcript has 2 exons. The record is from RefSeq and is a predicted model, not a curated record. Gene Ontology annotation, cellular component: plasma membrane.
UUUUAUUCUUUAUCAAAUAAAGACAGCCUUUCUCUUAUUGGUUGAACACAACGAUAUCAAAUCCUAGAAUGGCUUUCCCUUUCAUUACCCGUAAAACAGUAAUAAAAUUUUUCCUCUCUUUUGCCACACUAAUCUCCUUUCUUCUCUCACUCUCUCAUGGAGAUGAAGUUGCUAAUACGACUAACGAAGUUCCAAAGGGUUGGGCAAUGCCUACUGAACAAAAUCCAUUCAAAAUUGCAGUUCCUGGUAGAACUUCAUUUCAAACGUUUGUAAAGGUUGACUACAGUGGGAAGAAGCUAGAUAAUUCCAACUUUGAUGGUUGGUGCAUUGAUGUUUUCAAAGAGGUGCUUAAAAAUUUGCCUUAUUCUCUGCCCUAUGAAUUCAAUGCAUUGAAUGUCAGCUAUGAAGAGCUGGUUCUUGGUGUCUACAACAAGACUUACGAUGCUGUUGUUGGAGAUGUGACCAUAUUGGCAGACCGUACAAAACAUGUGGAAUUCACUCAGCCAUUUGCCGAGUCAGGGUUGUCCAUGGUAGUUCCUGCAAAACCUGAAGGAUCAGCAUGGAUGUUCUUGAAGCCUUUAACCUGGAAAAUGUGGCUGACAACCGGGGUUGUCCUGAUUUACACAAUGCUUAUUGUUUGGUUCUUGGAGCAUCAGUGUAAUCCAGAAUUUAAUGGCUCAUUGAAGAAUCAGAUUGGUACCACAAUUUGGUUCACAUUCUCCACUCUAUUCUUUGCUCACAGUAAGUACAAAUGUCUAUAAACUGUUUUUAUUUAUUUUAUGAGCAACAAUGUGUCUCAUCAUGAUAAGUACUCUAUGACACUUAGCACAAGCUAAUGAUCAAGUCUUCCACUGUUUAUCAAGUCUAACCAGCUUCAAGGCUGCCUCAUUGUGCCCGCCCCUAAUAAGUUAUGGCUGUCUGGGAUGUAAAGUAAUAUAAUUGGUUUACCAUGGCACAAAUCCUUCUCUUAUUUCUGUACAUGUAAUUAGCUAAUUUUCAGAGACCUAGUACUUUGUUCUUAGUGGGAGUUAAAGAGGUUCGUUUAUGUUCAAGGUUUAGAAUGUGAGGUUCGUUUAUGUUCAAGGUUUAGAAUGUUCUAAUAUCUGAAAGGUUGCAAGUCAUGUAUGACUGGAAAA